AUGAGGCCUCAACUUCUGCUUAUCUAUGCCGUUCUGGCUGGUGCUGAAACGACUGCAACUGUUGAUCAAUCCCCCCAAGAGCACUUUGGACUACACUCACAGUUCAUCGACGAGCUUGGGGCUACCUAUAACGUUUUUGUCAAGGACUUCCAUGGCACGCAUAAGAUUCAAUACAUCAACUCAACCGACUUUAUCCCCACAAGCCAUUUCGUUCGAUUCGAUCAACACCCAAAUCUAGACGAGAGAAACGUUUGCCGCAAAGUCGCUGAUUGCAUUGGUAACAGCACGGACAGUGCGGCGACUUGGUUAGAGGCUAAAGCAGCACCGACCGGUCAAAUGUGCGGUAGCGUGGCGACCACCCUGUGGAAUUAUCUCAAAGCUGAUGACUACGCGGUGGUCAAGAACUUGGCUUGGACAGCUGGCUCGGGAAUUGCCCUGAAUGUCAUCGGUAACAUUCCAAACUACUAUAUCAACGCGCUUCUGGCGAAGCAAAGUGCGUCUGGCGACCCUUCUGAUUCAUGCGGUCAAAAUGCUGAUUCCACAUAUGCUUCAGACGCUGCCAGUUCAGUUUAUGAGUUCUGCCUGUCAAUCCAGACUGAGAAAAUGGAAAACACAGCUACGCGAUUUGACGCUAUGGACUCUAGGAGUUCGUCCACCUGGCCUGCUGGCGUGCAAGGAAUGGCCAAGUACUUUAUCUCCCAGCAGGCUGAAACUUGGGCGCCGAUUUGCGCAGCUUAUGGCAUCACUUGGAAACGCGACAUGCUUCUGCGUUUCAAGACAUUAGCUGCUUCUUGGUUUGCACCAUGGUGA
Molecule: messenger RNA, 810 nt
Organism: Aspergillus fumigatus Af293
Lineage: Eukaryota; Fungi; Ascomycota; Eurotiomycetes; Eurotiales; Aspergillaceae
Source: RefSeq, a predicted model, not a curated record